AUGACCGAGGUUUCGACCGCGACCGACGAAUCUGAUAGCCGGAGGGACGUUGUCGCGAACAACAACAACAACAACAACAGCAACAGCCAGCUCAAUUCUCCCAGGCUGUCGAGUCCAGGAUGGGGGGUGAAACCCAAUGCGCUCAGUGACAAGCGCACGCAGCCGGUUUCACCAUCAUUACCUGCCAAAUCUCGCACGGCGCCGGUGACUGGAGAGCUCGUUGAUCCCACCGAGAACGCCGCUAUUGACCCCCUUUCCCAUCACAUCCUGAAACGAACUCAGACGGAAAAGUCGAUCCCAUACAAGCUACGAUCUCAGACUUCCCAUGGCCAGGACUCGAGCGCAGACGGAAGCAGGCUGAGUCCAACGGAUCAGAUCAGCCAUCGCAACGAGACGUUUCCUCUCAGCACAAAGGCGGCCAAGGAGAAAAGAAAAGGCGUGUCGUUCCUCAGCCGCAUCAUCGGCACAAAAAAGGCCCAGUUCCCCGACGAUGCAAACGACUCGCAUGCCUCCGGGUCCCAAGUGGGAGGAGAAUCCGGCAAGGACGAUAUAUUUGCGCAUCCGGUCGGCUUCAUCCCGCGAUUCCCGCCGCCGCCCAAAUACAUCAAAGUCAAGGCGCACUUCAAGAAACACAAAGCCUUUGACCACGUAUUCUUAGCGCAGGAGCUUGACAGCGUGGAUGAUGACGAUAGCGGGCCGGAUGCGGCGGCCAAGUCAACCAGUAAUAAUAAUAAUAAUAAUAAUAAUAAUAACAACAACAACAACAAGGCGAUUUGGGCCAUGGUAUUUUCAAAGGAUGGCAAAUACCUCGCUGCCGCUGGCCAAGACAAGAUCGUCCGCGUGUGGGCUGUCAUCACGAACACGGAGGACCGCGAGGCUCACGAGCAGGAAGAAAAUGAAAUCAAAGGUGAUGAGGGUUUGCGACUGACUGCGCCGGUCUUCAAAACCAAACCGAUCCGCGAGUAUCACGGACAUACGGGGAGCGUACUAGAUCUCAGCUGGAGCAAGAAUAAUUUUCUACUCUCUUCAUCCAUGGACCGCACUGUUCGCCUGUGGCAUGUGAGCAGGGCGGAAUGUCUCUGCUGUUUCAAACACAGCGAUUUCGUAACGUCGAUCCAGUUUCACCCGCGCGACGAUCGAUUCUUCCUUGCCGGCUCGCUUGAUUCCAAGCUGCGACUUUGGAGCAUCCCUGAUAAGAGUGUAGCAUUCUUGGCAACGGUGCGUGAUAUGAUUACGUCGGUUGCUUUCACGCCAGACGGGAAAUACGCCAUCGCUGGAUGCCUGAAUGGGCUCUGCAUUCUGUACGAGACGGACGGACUCAAGGCGAAUUCGCAGGUACAUGUGCGCUCGGCGAGAGGGCGGAAUGCAAAGGGCAGCAAAAUCACCGGCAUCGACACGAUUGCCAACCCCAAUGGCGAUAUAAAGCUCCUGAUCACCAGCAACGACUCUCGGAUUCGAUUGUACAAUUUCAAGGACCGGAGCCUAGAGGCGAAAUAUCGAGGAAACGAGAAUUCCACCAGCCAGAUUCGAGCGUCGUUUAGCGACGAUGGCAAGUAUAUCAUUUGCGGCAGCGAGGAUCGAAGUACAUACAUCUGGCCGACGGGGGCAGUGGACAAAGAAGGCAAACGUGCUCUGGAAGAGUUAGAAACGCGCACGGAUAUCGUCACUUGCGCCAUCAUGGCGCCGACCUCUACGAAACAGCUGUUGGGGUUCUCGGGCGACCCCUUGUACGAUCUCUGCAACCCACCGCCCAUUACUCUGGUCAGUCAAAUGGAUUCGGCUCGGUCAUCCAAAGUCAGCUUUGACCAGAAGGAUCAACGAGAUACCACGCCGACAGCGGCAAAGGCCACAAAAGCCUCGCCUGCGUACCUUGCUCGAUCAACCCAUCCGGAUGGGAAUAUCAUUCUGGCGGCGGACUAUUCCGGGCGAAUCAAAGUAUUCCGACAGGAUUGCGCUUACAACAAACGGCCAAGUUCUUCGAAACUACUGGGACGGUCGAAUUCGGGACGGCAUAGUAUCGCUUCGUCGAUCGGGCGUGAGUCCCGGACGCCCUCUGAGCGGAUAUUGGCAUGGCGAAGCUCUGUGGCCGGCACUGAACUAGCGAGUAUCAACUCUCCGUCCAACGGCAGUCGGAAUCGCACGCCAUCUCCGCGCAAGUCUGCGCUCCGGCGGUCGCGGUAUUCCAGUCCCGUCAAUAGUCCUCCCCCGAAGACGGAAUCUGACUACGCAACCCCGGCCACACAUUCAAUAGCCGACGAGGAAUCCGAGCAUGGGGACCCGGCGAGGAUAGAAAUCACGAAUGUCGAAGACGAGUCGAACUCUGUAUCCGAGCCUGGGUCUGGGUCUGGGUCUGGCUAUGAAUCCGAAUCAGAAGCGGUAACCGAGGACAAGAACGAGGAUAACACAGACAAAGAACAGCCCAUACUCGACAUCCCUCGGUUCAUCGAAAGCGGACAAAGUAAUGCCUUUUGGACCAAAAGUGCCGAGUUUGUGCGCAACAUCAGAUCCGGACGACUGCUACAUCCGAACGAUGCCGCCACGGUGCGUCAUGGUCAUGACUACGACGACGAUGGCAACAAUAACGGCGACGCGCUUCGCCGGAAGUCGAGUGCCGUCAGCGCUCUGAGCAGCGAUAUGACCUCCUCGGUCGGCAGCGACGACGACAUGGCUACGAGCGCAACUUCUCGCAACGGACAAGCACUGGACGAAGGGGAAGUUCUGCGGUGCAUGCGAUGUCGUGGGACGAAUUUCCGCGCGACCAAGAUGAGAGGCACGCAGAAGCUGGUUUGCGUGCGGUGCAACACUGUUGCGAAGUGA
Molecule: messenger RNA, 2817 nt
Organism: Talaromyces atroroseus
Lineage: Eukaryota; Fungi; Ascomycota; Eurotiomycetes; Eurotiales; Trichocomaceae
Exons: 5
Coding region: 1-2817 (938 amino acids)
Molecular function (GO): protein binding
Source: RefSeq, a predicted model, not a curated record